Salvelinus sp. IW2-2015 is the source of this 1737-nucleotide messenger RNA. NCBI's taxonomy places the organism in Eukaryota, Metazoa, Chordata, Actinopteri, Salmoniformes, Salmonidae. The record is from RefSeq and is a predicted model, not a curated record.
GGAGGUCAGUGGAACGCUGAACACCGUCCUCAAGUCAGAGACCGACACAGAGACUUUAACUGUAACACAAAGGAUUUUACACACAGGAUCUGACCAUAGGUCAGACCCGGAGAGACUGGGGCUGGGGGGACUGGGGUGUCCUCCUGUUCCAAGCUCAGAAUAUUUACUCUACGGUAACCCGAGCCAAAGGAAGGUUCAUUCCAAUCCUGAUUCAGGUGAUGUGUUAAAUGCUGGCGAUGAUCCGUGUUGUUCUUACACUACAGAGAUGGACCCUGGCAACAUGCCCUUGGGUUUAGAGACACAGACUGAUCUGUCUAGAGGGCACUGGAACCAGUGCAGUAGUGGUGUGUACUCUGAAGGGUGCCUAGAUAAGAAAGGGGAGGGUCUGGUCGGAGAUGAAGUGACUGUGAAAGUGGAGGGCGACGUUCCUCCCACAUGGAAUGCAGAUAGUCACCUAGGCGACGGACACUCACAGGGCAGAGAUUUCUUAGAUUACAGGGAAAGCUUAGUGUCCACGUCGAUGGGGCCUUCCGAUUCACACGGGUGUAUCCUUUUCGAUCAGGUAUUGAACUCAGAUGACAGGACUAGAGCCCAGGCUCGGGGAGGGGGAGCAACAUCAGGCAGUAGUAAAGAGAAACGGUUCCUCUGCAUGUUCUGUAACAAAGGCUUCAGCUGCCUCCAGAAGGUGGAGAUCCACCAGAGGGUCCACACAGGAGAGAAACCAUACAGCUGCCCCCAGUGUCACAUGCGCUUUGCCCAGUCUGGCAGCCUGAAGAGGCACCAGAAGAUCCACACAGGAGAGAAACCCUUCAGCUGCCACCAGUGUGAUAAGAGGUUCUCCCGCCAGCACCUGCUGAAGACGCAUCUGAAGGUCCACACAGGAGAGAAGCCGUUCGCCUGUACACACUGCGGGAAGAGGUUCUCAGAGAGGAGCUACCUCAAGAUACACCAGAAGAAAAACCAUUCCACUCUAUAGCUUCUGACUUGUUGAUCACCUCCUGCAUUAAAAACAAACAUUGAUUGUCAUUGUUGUCAAGAGAAAAGAUCCACAGAUGCAUUUGGAUUAACAAGAUUAACAGAUUUCAGUGUUGAAUAUUCAACACUAUGUAAAGUUUCCCAACUGGCGGGUGAGUUUUCUGAGCAAUUAAAACUAAUACAUUCGUAUAUGGUUUUUAUUGACAUAAAACACCAGCAAAUCAGGUCCAAUUGAUUUAAAUUUUGGAAAUCUCUUCCAAAGUAUUCCCAUGCCUAAUAGAAAGAUAUAUGGGAUCAUAUACAAAUUUAAGCAAGAUUUGAAAUUAUUAUAUUUUCGUCAAAUAUAUCUGUUUGAGCUUCUUGCGGUCAAUUUGCAGUCUACAAAUUAUGAUUAUGUUCCGGCCCCUUGACCAUCUGCAAAAAAGAUCAUCGGCCCAUGGCUGAAUCUAGUUGAUGAUCCUUGACUUAGAUGCACAAAGUAAACUACAGUAGUGGGUUAAUUUCCGCAACAACGAAGAGUGUUGAAGCACGAGGCUAAACAAGUAAUAAUGUGAGUAACAAAUUUCAGUGUUGAAUAUUCCUGGGUAGAAUAUUGCAUCCAGACAUUGUGUGAUAUUUAAGGCAUAUAUAAGCCUAAUGAAUCUGUUUCAGAUUGUUUGUACUGUACAUUUGAUGUUAAAAAUGCAUUACUUCCAUUCAACCACCAACAAAAAUUCCCCAAGACACUUUUAAUGAGAAAAUAAACGCAAUUUAUCAAGUAAA